Molecule: messenger RNA, 689 nt
Organism: Castor canadensis (American beaver)
Lineage: Eukaryota; Metazoa; Chordata; Mammalia; Rodentia; Castoridae
Gene: Zmat5
Product: zinc finger matrin-type 5
Cellular component (GO): U12-type spliceosomal complex
Molecular function (GO): zinc ion binding
Source: RefSeq, a predicted model, not a curated record
CGCGAGGAAGGACUACGAAUCCCAGCAGGCAGUGCGCGGAGCGAGGGCGCAAGAGGAGGAGCCGGGAGCCGUCGGGCCCCGCCGAGCCAGCCGCAGCACCUGGUGUAAGUGGCCAUGGGAAAACGAUACUUUUGUGACUACUGUGACCGCUCCUUCCAGGACAACCUCCACAACCGAAAGAAGCACCUGAACGGGCUACAGCACCUUAAGGCCAAGAAGGUGUGGUACGACAUGUUCCGAGAUGCGGCUGCCAUCUUGCUGGAUGAGCAGAAUAAACGGCCCUGCAGGAAGUUCCUCCUGACAGGCCAGUGUGACUUUGGCUCCAACUGUCGCUUUUCCCAUAUGUCAGAGCGAGACCUGCAGGAGCUGAACAUCCAGGUGGAGGAGGAGAGGAGGGCCAGGGAGUGGCCACUGGACACAGCUGAGCUCCCCGAGGGCCAUCUGGAGGAGUGGCUAGAGAAGAGAGCCAAGCGGCUGAGUUCAGCCCCCAGCGGCAGGGCUGAACCCAUCAGAGCCACCGUCUUCCAGUACCCCAUGGGCUGGCCGCCAGUUCAGGAGCUGCCCCCCUCCCUGAGGGCGCCCCCACCCGGGGGGUGGCCCCUGCAGCCCAGAGUCCAGUGGGGCUGACUUCCUUUGACCCUGCCUGACUCCCAUUUGGUCAACUCUCUUGUCAGUCACAAUAAAGACAG